UUUUGUUUCAGAUUAUUAAAACUUAAUAAAUCUCGUGACCCAUUAAGUAAUAAGACUAAACAAAAAUGUCAGGACGUGGAAAGGGUGGAAAAGGUUUAGGAAAGGGUGGAGCUAAGCGCCAUCGUAAGGUAUUGCGUGACAACAUUCAAGGUGUUACUAAACCAGCCAUAAGGAGGUUGGCACGUAGGGGUGGUGUAAAGCGUAUAUCAGGUUUGAUAUAUGAGGAAGUGAGAGGCGUUUUGAAGGUUUUCCUUGAGAACGUUGUUAAGGAUUCCGUUACCUACACUGAGCACGCCCGUAGGAAGACAGUCACUGCCAUGGACGUUGUCUAUUCACUUAAGAGACAAGGAAGAACCCUUUACGGUUUCGGUGGUUAAACUUUUUAACCUCUUGUCACUAUUGUAAUCCCAAUUUAAUAUUCGCCCGGA
Messenger RNA from Theileria parva strain Muguga, 428 nucleotides. RefSeq names its product Core histone H2A/H2B/H3/H4 family protein. Gene Ontology annotation, molecular function: protein heterodimerization activity; structural constituent of chromatin; DNA binding. The transcript has a single exon. The record is from RefSeq and is a predicted model, not a curated record. Lineage: Eukaryota; Apicomplexa; Aconoidasida; Piroplasmida; Theileriidae. Gene Ontology annotation, cellular component: nucleosome. Bases 66 to 377 code for a protein of 103 amino acids. Gene Ontology annotation, biological process: nucleosome assembly.